UACUUUUCUGUUCUAAAAGUUUAGGUUUUCGUAUGAAAAGCUUUUGAAGAUUCUGCUGUUUGGAUUGAAUUGCAUUUCCGCUUAAUUUUGUAAAAUGCUGAGAGAUAUAAUUCUCGAUUUUCUGGGUUUAAGUGAGAUUUUACGAAUGUUCUAGUUAGGGGUUUUGUGUUUAGCGUUUUGGAUAUCUGUCAAUUUUUUUGCCACGUGUUGGACGUUUUACGAUUUUGUUUUUGAUAGCGUUCAUUGGGUAAGCCUUAUUCAACAUUUUGGUGUUUUGUUGUGUUUGAUUUCAAAUGAUUUUGACGAAACUAAAACCAAAAAAAGAAAUGAUUUUGACGAAAUUUCAGUUUUUUUUUCUCCUGAUGUUAAGCUGUAUUCAUAUUUGAUGAAUACUUUAGUUCUUGUGCUAAGAGGUUCCAUUUUUUGUUUAAUUGUUGUUUGAUUUACUAUUUUAGCAGCUAGAACAAGCAAACCUUCAAGAAUCUCCAGCAUUUGUACCUCUCAGAACAAGGAAGACUGAUGUCAAUGUGCCCAAUUCUCUAAGUAAAUUGUGAAGUUGUUAAGCCAAGUGUUGUUGCAGCAGAGCACAUAUCUCAGAAUGGCGAAUCAGUUGGCCCUCGUUGUGGAAUUUGCAAUCCUAAUAGGUACUCUGGGUAUUAUGGUAGAUGGGUUAGGUGUGAACUGGGGAACAAUGGCCACACACAAGCUGCCACCAAAGACAGUGGUUCAGAUGCUAAAGGAUAAUAACAUCAACAAGGUUAAGCUUUUCGACGCGGACGAGUCCACCAUGAGUGCACUUGCUGGCUCUGGCCUCCAAGUGAUGGUCGCUAUUCCCAAUGAUCAGCUUAAGGUCAUGUGCAGCUACGACCGUGCCAAGGAUUGGGUUCGCAAGAAUGUCACUCGUUAUAACUUCACAGGCGGCGUCAAUAUCACGUUUGUAGCUGUUGGGAAUGAGCCAUUCCUCAAGUCAUACAACGGAUCAUUCAUAAACAUCACAUUCCCUGCACUUCAAAACAUCCAAAACGCUUUAAACGAAGCCGGACUAGGAAACUCUGUCAAAGCAACAGUCCCUCUGAACGCAGAUGUCUACGAUUCACCAGCAAGCAACCCCGUGCCAUCUGCUGGAAGAUUCCGUCCUGAUAUCAUUGGUCAAAUGACUCAGAUUGUCGACUUUCUUGGCAAGAACAACGCUCCCAUCACUAUUAACAUCUACCCUUUCUUGAGUCUCUAUGGAAAUGACGAUUUCCCACUCAACUACGCGUUCUUCGAUGGUGCUCAACCGAUAAAUGACAACGGUGUUGAUUACACAAACGUUUUCGAUGCCAAUUUCGACACUUUGGUAUCGGCUUUGAAAGCUGUUGGUCAUGGAGACAUGCCUAUAAUCGUUGGAGAAGUUGGUUGGCCAACAGAGGGUGACAAACAUGCAAACACCGGAAAUGCUUACAGAUUCUACAACGGGCUUUUACCAAGGCUUGGAACUAACAAAGGCACUCCAUUGAGACCCACUUACAUUGAAGUAUACUUGUUUGGAUUACUAGAUGAGGAUGCGAAAAGUAUAGCACCUGGAGACUUCGAACGCCAUUGGGGAAUAUUCAAGUUCGACGGGCAGCCAAAGUUUCCUAUAGAUUUAUCUGGACAAGGACAGAACAAGAUGUUGAUAGGUGCACAAGGCGUGACGUAUCUACCAAACAAGUGGUGUACUUUUAAUCCACAAGCUAAAGAUUUGACGAAACUGGCGGCUAACAUAGAUUUCGCAUGCACUUACUCGGAUUGCACGGGGCUUGGUUACGGGUCAUCAUGCAAUGGUCUUGAUGCAAAUGGGAAUGCUUCUUAUGCGUUUAACAUGUAUUUUCAAGUGAAGAAUCAGGAUGAAGGUGCUUGUAUCUUCCAAGGUUUGGCCACCAUUACCACACAGAACAUAUCUCAGGGACAGUGCAAUUUCCCUAUUCAGAUUGUUGAUUCUUCGUCGUCUUCUUCUUCCUUUUCUUUGUCUUCUUUUUUGGUUUUGUUCAUCGCUGGAGUUUGGUUUCUUAUCAGCGGCUUAUGAGUGAUAGAGAGAUUCUACUAAAGUAAUCAAUAGAAGACAAAAACAAACAAG
Molecule: messenger RNA, 2098 nt
Organism: Eutrema salsugineum
Lineage: Eukaryota; Viridiplantae; Streptophyta; Magnoliopsida; Brassicales; Brassicaceae
Product: glucan endo-1,3-beta-glucosidase 8
Exons: 6
Coding region: 599-2047 (482 amino acids)
Biological process (GO): carbohydrate metabolic process
Cellular component (GO): plasma membrane
Molecular function (GO): hydrolase activity, hydrolyzing O-glycosyl compounds
Source: RefSeq, a predicted model, not a curated record